GCAUAAUUUCAGCCGUUGAUGACGUGCAUUGCGAUAUGUGGGUCCCAUGUCCCAUUUAUUCUGGACCGUUGAUUUCUUCAUCUUGUUGUCGUCAUCACUCCGGACGUCUUCGUCAGCAGGUGAACUGUGUUCGUCCGUGAUGGCCUCCUCCAAUCAGUUUCCUCCACGUGGCGAGAUGUGGUUUGUGUCCAAAUCAGACGAAGGGUUAUUUUAUUUGCCUGCCUUCCUUUCCCUUAAAUAGCAAAGAGCAAACCCAAAAAAAAAAAAACAGGCCAGAGAGAGAAUCAAGAUGGAGAAUCAUGGGAAAGAGCUAGAAGGAGAUCAAGAGGUGGUGGUGGCGAAGGUGUCUCCGGCGCCGGAGACUGAGGAGGGAGUGGAGGAGGAGGGGACGGUGGUCGGCUCAAGCUUGACAUUGGAGAAGGUCGCCGCGGCGAAGCAGUUCAUCGAGAGCCAUUACAAAGCUCACAUGAAACACAUCCAACAACGCAGACAAAGGCGGUUGGUUUUGGAACAAAAGUUAGCAUCUUUGGAUGUGUCACAAGAAGAACAACACAAUCUGCUGAAGGAUUUAGAGCGGAAGGAGACAGAGUAUAUAAGGCUUAAGAGGCACAAAAUUUGCGUCAGUGAUUUUGAUCUUCUAACCAUUAUAGGCAGAGGAGCCUUUGGAGAGGUAAGGCUAUGUCGCGAGAAAAAGACGGGCAACAUUUAUGCAAUGAAGAAGCUGAAGAAGUCAGAAAUGCUUAGCAGGGGGCAAGUCGAACAUGUAAGAGCCGAGAGGAACUUGCUAGCAGAAGUAGCCAGUGACUGUAUCGUGAAGCUUUAUUAUUCUUUCCAAGAUGCAGAAUUUUUGUAUCUAAUCAUGGAAUAUUUGCCUGGUGGUGAUGUAAUGACUUUGCUUAUGAGGGAAGAGACCUUGACCGAAACCGUUGCUCGAUUUUACAUUGCUGAGAGUGUUUUGGCUAUUGAAUCUAUACAUAAGCAUAAUUAUGUUCACAGGGAUAUAAAACCCGACAACCUUCUGUUGGACAAGAAUGGUCAUAUGAAGCUGUCUGAUUUUGGUCUUUGUAAGCCUCUUGAUUGUAGACAUUUGUUGGCUAUUAAUGAAGACGAACCACUAAACGAAGAUACUUUGAAUGAAUCGAUGGAUAUUGACGGGAGCUUGAGCGGAUUUCGUGGAAGGAAUUGGAAGAGCCCAUUAGAACAACUUCAGCAUUGGCAGAUAAGCAGGAGAAAACUGGCAUUCUCCACAGUUGGCACCCCAGAUUAUAUCGCGCCAGAAGUGUUGUUGAAGAAGGGAUAUGGCGUAGAGUGUGACUGGUGGUCGCUGGGCGCCAUUAUGUACGAGAUGCUUAUAGGUUAUCCCCCAUUCUACUCCGACGACCCAGUGACCACUUGCAGGAAGAUUGUGAACUGGAGAAAUCAAUUGAAAUUUCCCGAGGAAGCGAGGUUGACACCCGAGGCCAGAGAUCUUAUCUGCAGGUUGAUCUGUGAUGCUGAGAGUAGGCUUGGUUCUCAAGGAGCCGAGCAAAUUAAGGCUCAUCCCUGGUUCAAGGACGUUGACUGGGACAAACUCUAUGAGAUGGAAGCAGCGUUUAAGCCAGAAGUUAAUGGGAAACUGGAUACCCAAAACUUUAUGAAAUUUGACGAGGUUGAUUCUCCAAAACCCGGGAGAACAGGAUCUGGACCGCUAAGGAAGAUGCUUUUAACCCCUCAAGAUCUCAGUUUCGUUGGCUAUACGUACAAAAACUUCGAUGCCAUACGUGGCCCUCGUCUCUCUUUAGAUACAAGAAGCAUUUCUCCCCCACGCUCAUCAACUGAGUCAGCCCAAAGUGAUUCUGCAGUAGAUUACGCACAAAUCUGAACCGAAUUCAUCACAAACAUGAUAUACUCCAAGUCAGUUUCGAUCGGAUAUCGUCUUCUUUGGAGCAGAAAGCCCGUCGAACUCCCUUCAUUUUCUUACGGAACCCGCUCGCUCGGGUAAACUUACAAUCCGUUUCAGCAGAUUUCUGAUCCUUACAACUUGAUCAUUGUCCUGUCAGAACCAGAUGAGAAGAUUUUCAGCACUGUUUUCGCUGUUCUCGAAUCCGCUUUUUCGUGUUUUUUUUUCCUCCGUCUUUUUCGGCGUGUCAGCUGCCCAGAUUGGCUUACUGUAGUUUCUGGUAGCCUUCUCUUGCGGCAGUUCCCGGCCUUUGGUUAAUCUUAGUAGCCAUCUCCAAGAACUUGUUCUUGUAUAUCUCAAAGACAGAGAGCUUCAUCUUCUGUAUU
Molecule: messenger RNA, 2265 nt
Organism: Tarenaya hassleriana
Lineage: Eukaryota; Viridiplantae; Streptophyta; Magnoliopsida; Brassicales; Cleomaceae
Product: serine/threonine-protein kinase tricorner
Exons: 14
Coding region: 290-1861 (523 amino acids)
Biological process (GO): peptidyl-serine phosphorylation; intracellular signal transduction
Molecular function (GO): protein serine/threonine kinase activity; ATP binding
Source: RefSeq, a predicted model, not a curated record